AGGGGGCGCUGUGGGCACCGCCAAGCGUCCUUUUGUCAGCGCGCACCGCCGAGAGAGCUCUCAUUUCCUCCCCGCCUCUUGCGGGAAAUGGAUUUAAUUCUGACGGCAGGGCUGUAAGGCACGAGCGGGAACGGAAAGCCUUUUGUCAAGGAGUCGCAGCCUCUGUUGUCUGGGAUUACCACCGACGCGGAGAAGCUGCAUUGCUGGUGGAAUUCCAGGCAGCGCUGACAAGUGCGGUGCUGUUAGGAUGGGUAGGAAACAUUGCUCUGCAGAUUAGCUGGGUGCAUUUAUUAAGCAGAUCCAAAAAAAGAAAAAAACACCACCACAAAACAAAAAAACCCAACAGCCCACAGUGGAAGACCAGAGAUGGAUAAGAUGCCGUGCAGGAGUUGCCGUCUAAGAUUCAACUGACUCAAACGAGCCUUAUGGAUAAUAGAAAUCAAAUCUCAGUUUCCUAAAUGGACGUUUUGUGCUUUCUGACUAACCCCAAAGGAGGCGUUGGUCUGGCAUCCUGGCAGGAGCAGAUGAUCCGAGUUUCCACCUGGAUGUGUGAAAUCCUGUGGAUGUGGUCGGCGUCCCUGAGAGCAGAGCGGGGUGCACAGGCCGAGUGCUGAGAAGAGGCAGCCUGGGAAGAGGCUGGUCCAGCCUCCCGGAUUCCAGGCGUGGAUUGCAAACCCACCAGGAAAAUGAGUGAAGAGACUGUCCCCGAGGCUGCCUCCCCGCCGCCCCCGCAGGGGCAGCAGUACUUCGAUCGCUUCUCUGAGGACGACCCUGAGUACAUGCGCCUUCGCAACCGCGCAGCGGACCUGCGGCAGGACUUCAACCUGAUGGAGCAGAAGAAGCGCGUCACCAUGAUCCUGCAGAGCCCCUCUUUCAGGGAGGAGCUGGAAGGCCUCAUCCAGGAGCAGAUGAAGAAAGGGAACAAUUCCUCCAACAUCUGGGCCCUGCGGCAGAUCGCGGACUUCAUGGCCAGCACCUCCCACGCAGUCUUCCCAACAUCUUCCAUGAACUUCUCCAUGAUGACGCCCAUCAAUGACCUCCACACAGCCGACUCCUUGAACCUGGCCAAGGGGGAGCGGCUCAUGCGGUGCAAGAUCAGCAGCGUCUACCGACUCCUGGACCUCUAUGGCUGGGCCCAGCUGAGCGACACCUACGUCACGCUGAGAGUCAGCAAGGAGCAGGACCACUUCCUGAUUAGCCCUAAGGGAGUUUCUUGCAGUGAAGUCACAGCAUCCAGUCUGAUCAAGGUGAACAUCCUAGGAGAGGUGGUGGAGAAGGGCAGCAGCUGCUUCCCGGUGGACACCACGGGCUUCUGUCUGCACUCGGCCAUCUACGCAGCCAGACCUGACGUGCGCUGCAUUAUCCAUCUGCACACGCCAGCCACAGCAGCGGUGUCAGCCAUGAAGUGGGGCCUCCUGCCUGUCUCCCACAACGCCCUGCUGGUGGGGGACAUGGCCUAUUAUGACUUCAAUGGCGAAAUGGAGCAGGAAGCGGAUCGGAUCAACCUGCAGAAGUGCCUUGGACCCACCUGCAAGAUCCUGGUGCUAAGAAACCAUGGAGUGGUUGCUCUAGGGGACACCGUGGAGGAGGCGUUUUAUAAGAUCUUCCACCUGCAGGCCGCAUGUGAGAUACAGGUGUCUGCUCUGUCCAGCGCCGGGGGAGUGGAGAAUCUCAUCCUCCUGGAGCAGGAGAAGCACCGACCCCAUGAGGUGGGCUCUGUGCAAUGGGCGGGGAGCACCUUCGGACCCAUGCAGAAGAGCCGGCUCGGGGAGCAUGAGUUUGAGGCCCUCAUGAGGAUGCUGGACAACCUGGGUUACAGAACAGGCUACACGUACCGCUACCCCUUUGUUCAAGAGAAAACCAAACACAAAAGUGAGGUGGAGAUUCCAGCCACGGUGACCGCCUUCGUGUUUGAGGAGGACGGUGCCCCGGUGCCCGCCCUGCGGCAGCACGCCCAGAAGCAGCAAAAGGAGAAGACCCGCUGGCUCAACACGCCCAACACCUACCUGCGGGUCAACGUGGCUGACGAGGUCCAGAGGAGCAUGGGCACCCCCCGGCCCAAGACCACAUGGAUGAAGGCUGAUGAAGUGGAGAAAUCCAGCAGUGGCAUGCCCAUCCGGAUCGAAAACCCAAACCAAUUUGUGCCUCUCUAUACCGACCCCCAGGAAGUGCUGGACAUGCGGAACAAGAUUCGAGAACAAAAUCGACAAGAUGUGAAGUCAGCAGGGCCUCAGUCCCAGCUCCUGGCGAGCGUUAUUGCUGAGAAGAGCCGAAGUCCGUCUACAGAGAGCCAACUGAUGUCCAAGGGUGACGGGGAUACCAAAGAUGAGUCAGAGGAGACGGUGCCCAACCCCUUCAGCCAACUCACUGACCAGGAGCUGGAGGAGUACAGGAAAGAGGUGGAGAGGAAGAAACUAGAACUGGACGGAGAGAAGGAAACAGCCACGGAGGAGCCUGGCUCCCCUGUCAAGUCUGCACCUGCUUCUCCAGCACAGAGUCCGGCGAAGUCAGAGACGAAGAGCCCUGUGGUCUCUCCCUCCAAGUCUUUAGACGAAGGUGCUGAGAAGACAGACACAAGCAAAGCCACCACAGAACCUGAAACAACGCAGCCAGAAGAGGUGGUGGUGAACGGGAGGGAGGAUGAGCAGACCGCAGAGGAAAUUCUCAGCAAAGGCUUGAGCCAGAUGACCACCACUGCCGACACGGAUGUCGAUACCUCUAAGGACAAAACCGAAUCGGUCACCAGUGGCCCCAUGUCCCCAGAGGGCUCACCUUCCAAGUCUCCCUCAAAGAAGAAAAAGAAAUUCCGAACCCCAUCCUUCCUGAAAAAGAGCAAAAAGAAGGAGAAAGUGGAGUCCUGAUUCGUAGCACCCUUGGGCUCCCAUCUGCAUCCUCUCUCUCCUCCCCUCCUUUCUCCCAUCUGUGUCCCUGGAAGCACAGGGCCAAGGAGGGAUAGAAUAGGACCCUGGAUCACACUCUGAGGGGGAACUUAGAGAUCGCCCGACCAACUCCUCAUUUUACAGUUGCCCCAAAGACAUCAGGUGACUUUCCCAAGGCCACACAGCUCGUUAGUGGCAGAGCCUGCACUAGAAUUCAGGUCUCCUGGCUCCCGGUCCAGUGCUCUUUCCACUACACAACACUGCCUAGCUGUGGGCUGCCUUUGUGAGGAUGCUGCCUGCUGAUCUGAGCCGGUGGCAAGGAGGCCAGAGUGGGCCGCAGGCUCUCACAGGCUCAGACUAAAUCAGACAGGUCAAGGCUCCCCCUCAGCAAGGUCCUUUUCCUCACGGGAACCCAAUCUCCUGCUGAUGGAGCUGUCACUACGUUUAGAAAUCUCUCUUCUCCUUUGCAUAAGGUCCCUGUCCUGCUGCUCACAGUAACCAGACAAAUUGACCCAUCCCCUCCAACAGAAGUUAAUCUUUGUUCCCAAGGGCUGAUGGCUUAACUUGCACUUCCCCAACCACUACCCCUGAGCUUUCUUCAUGGAACCUCCUGAAUGAUGGCUGGAAGACUUGUAAGAGUUGGCAGACAGAAGGGCAAGCUGAGUCAGCCAUAGAAUUAGGGAUAGUUUAAUUAAUGUAAGAAGCCAGGAACUUGACCCACUGGAAUUGUGCAUCUCAGACGCUUCAAAACCAAACUUAGCUUAGAAAAAGUUGUUUCGUGCUCAGGGCAGAAACUUGGGGAAAUUUAGAUCCUCUGUUAGCUUUGGGUUGUCCAAGGAGGAUCAGAACAGCACAGAAUAUGCUCUGCCUUUCUAGCUUUGCAUGAUGAGUGGAGCAAUGCGGCUCUCCCUGGCUCACUCCUGUCCAGCAGUCAAGUGUUCCCUGACCUUUCUCACACCUGGAACCACUGGCUCACAGACUGGAACUGGCAUCUUACCCUUGGCACCUUGACCUUGGCUCCUUUGGGUUCUGAUUCAGUCACCAUGGGUCCAGCAGAGGAGAAUGAGAUGAGCCCUUCAGGAUUAAUCCUCAGGAUCAGCUAUCAGAGAAAUGCUUGGGUGUCCCUGGCCCUGUUCCUGUCCAUCCUGGGUCCUGAUAUUAGCCACAGCUAUUGUUUUAAAUGCCAACACUGUCUUUGCAGAUUCUUCCAUGGGGCAUUGAUUAAUGAGCAUUGUUGGCUCCUAAAAACCCGACAAUCCAUUCACUUUAAAGCACAGUGUCUUCAAAGAAUAUUUUCCCUUCUUGUCCUAAUUAUUGUAAAAGUAUUUUUGAAAGUUCCUAGUCGUAGUUUUCCAUUUUUGAGCACUUACUAUAUAUACAUAUAUAUAGACACUGUGAAGGCUUUACAAGCACUAUAUCCUUUGACCCUCUCAACAAUCCUGUGAUGUGGGUAAGAUUAUUCCCAAUUUCUGGGUAUGCAGACUGAGCCCCCAAAAGAUAAUUGACUUGUUCCAGGUGACUUGGCUAGAAAGAUCCAGAGUCUGGAUUUGAACCCAGGUCAGUCCAAGUCUGGAGCCUUUGCUCGUAACAGCCAGGAUGAUCAGAAAACUUUAAUUGUCAGGGUGAUCGUCUUAGUCCAGGACCCAUGUCUGUGACUGGCCUCCGCUAUGUAAUGUUAGCACUUGAAAUGAAGGUAGGAAACUACCUGUGUUCUGCCCCAAUCAGUGCACAUUAAGUUCCUGGUUAUCAUGGACUGUGGCGAGGCCAGUGUGGACCUCUGACAAAAGAGAGGCAAGAGCCUUUUGGUUGGGACGGGAAAUAUGAUCCAUAGUUGGGCUAUUUCUUGAGAAGGAAGGAAACUGACAUAUAACUAAGGAAAACCCCAUACUGUGUGUCUAUGAUGCAGAUUCCUGACCACUACCCCAGGCCCCCUCUGUCUGUUCUGCUUUCUGAUAGACAACCCAACGGUUAGGGGCACUGAUGCCCCAGAAAAGUCUGUGAUAUUGGAAAUGCCUUUAAAAGCCAAUCCUUUGAUGCCUUCUUUUAAAAAAUAGAUUUCACAUUCAUUCAUUCAUCCCUUCACAAUAUUUGUAAAGCACUCACUAAGCGUCAGACAUUGUGCUGACUUUAAAAGAAAACAGUUCUUGUGACUAGAAUAAUCAGCGGCGAGCAGCGUUAAGGGAAGGGUGGAGUGGACACAGCCACUGACGCAGCUUUUUGUGUUUGAGUGGUCGCGUUUAGGGAUCAUGUUGAUUGACUCUGCAUCAACAAAUUCCCUGUAUUCCCUUUACAACAGUGAGGCCUUGUUUAGGUAAAAAUGCCUGAGCCUUGCUGGAGCAUUGUCCUUGGAAUUUAUGCCACGAAUCUGCGUCCUAUUUACCCAUUUGUUCAUUCUUCGUGCAUGCAAAAAACACGCAUGAGCGUGGGUCAUGGGCCAGGCUGGAGGGCAAGACAUUCUAAUAUAGGAGGCAUGUAGACGAGUUAGAAAAUGGGCAAGUGUGCGGAGGCGGCAUAGGGAAGCAAUGAUUUACUGUCUGUCAGGCCAGAGAAACCUUCCUGAAAGGAGUGAUGGUUGAGUUAGGUAUUUAAAACAAAGAGGAAUUUUCCAGGAGAACAAAAGGGUUGGCAGGACAUUUGUGAGGAGGGAAGAGCAUGUGCAAAGGUGUGGAAGCGUGAGACUCCAUGACACGUCCUCUGAGUAAUUCAGUACCACCAGAGCAUCAAGUGUAAGGGAGGGCGGGUCUACUUCACUGGUGGGCAGGGCUGGAUCAUAAAGAAACUUGUAGAAGGUGUGGAGGAGCUAGACUGUAUCAUGUUCAGGAUUUGGAGCCACUGAGGGCUUGUGAUCAGGGUAGAGUCAUGAUCAGAAAAACGUCUUCAUUGGCACAGUGGAGAACGGCCUGGAGAGGAGCGGGCAGAAGGCAUGGGAGGUCUCCACGUUUCUGAAACGUCACUACUAAAACGUGCUUGGUGGCCUGCCUUCCACUACAUUUUCCUUUAGAGCAAAUAGCUUCCAGCACGGAAUUCAUCUCCACAAAAUUCUUUGGAUAAGGCAUCUUAAGAGAGAUUUUCAGCAAUGACAGGGAACUGUUCGAACAGUUAACGCUUAGUGUAGGUUCCAGUUCUGUUUAGUCUUGGGGUAGAAUUGCUGAGAGAAUUGUUGAGUCGUUCUGCCAGUUUCUUUCCUUGUUCGUGUAGGACGUGGCCUGCUUAGCUCCGGGCUUGGAGGCCUGGAGGCCAUGCACUGAAGGCUGUUGAAGCAGAAGAGCAGUCCAAACAAAAUCCUAGGCUUUUAGAGUGAGAGGAGGGGCGUUUUCUUUGGCUCUGGAUAAAAGUUGGCUGAAAACUUAGGCCAAUAUCUGUCUGGAGAAAAAAAUAUAUAUGGAGAGCUCAGAAUUGGUAGGCAAUAGGUUUGCGUCUAGGAAAGCCACUGUGUUUGGAUAUGCCGCAGAAAAGGGAUGAGAACAUUUGAACCAAUGUGCUGUGCUGUGGUGGCUGAGCUGGGAAGUGGGAAGGUUUUGAGGCUGUUCCCAUGGGAAGAAUCUGUGCACCCGUGGCUGGCACCCAGCUCUGGUGUGGGAGCACCAUCCACACAUGUGACCUUUCCUCACACUUUGCAAAAAGCACUGCCAAGAGACAACCCCCUAGUCCAGAUCUGGGCUCCAUAAGCGCCUCCUAGCCUGCAGGUGACCCAGCAGGUGACCCAGAUAACUGUCCUACGACAACCAGGUUAUUUAUGAUGAUAAUAACUUCCCUCAACACUCCUGUAGCUAAAAUUGGGUUCUCCCUCUGCAGACAGAUAAGUGAUUUUUAAAGGACUUGGGGGGAUCUGGAUGAGGAACCUGGUCCACUAAGAACCCCACUGGGAAGCCUUAUACCUCUGAUUUAUGUACACUGAGCUUUGAAUCCUGUUCCCUGUCUAGUAUUGUGUCACCCACUCAUGAAUGUGGCGAGACAGAGAAGAGAAAUGCUAUAAAGCCACUCUGCUAGUUGCUGUGGAUUUGAAAGGACCAUUGGCCCAAGAGCCCAAUUCACUUCUGAAAGUCUAAAUGGCUAAAAAGAAGUUUGCAUUUUUUCCAUGCAGUUGUGCAUAGGGCUAGAUAGACACGCAGCUUACCAUUGGCCUGUAUGCCGUCUUUUGCAAAAGUGUGAAGUUUAUGUUCUAGGCCCAGGCCAAGAGUAUUCAGUUUUUGACUAUUGAACAAAUGAAAGGACAUAUAGCGCUUACUCAUGUUACUCCUCUGGAUCAGGAGAAACCCUUGAGUCGGUGGGCACAGUAGCAGUUGACUCUGAGCACAGAGGAAACAGGUCUUGUUACAUCUUCUCACCACCGGAGCCCAGGCAAGCUCUCUAAGACAAUACAAUUCAGAGUCUGAGAAGAAAUGAGGGAAGGGAGAAAUACAUGCCCUCCACUCCCAUGGAAAGGACAGGGCAUCCCAGAAUUCAAAACCUGAUAGGACAUCAUAUCGCCACUGUCGCACAUCUAUUCCAAAAAGGAUAAUUUAAUAAGAGAAGUCAGAUACCUGAAGUGACUGAUGAAAUGUGCUUAUUGGUUAUUUCUCUGUGCAUAGUUCUACUUGUGCCACAAUAUGAAAAAGCAUACACAGGAGAGUGAUUACUUCCAAACGCCCUAACUAAUCUGUCCUCUUGGAUGGGGCAUACUUUUUGCCAGAAAUAAGAGAGCGCACAUAGAGCCCUGCCACCAAGGCACACCCAGCCCCCUUGAGCCUCUCACAGUGCGAAGCCACACUCCCCCAGGAAUCAACGUGGCUAUUUCAGAUGGGGUGUCCUUUAGUGGAGAAAGCUCCUUUCAUUGUUUUUAUAGGCUGGCUUCUCUUUUUAGAAACAAUUAGAAGGAAUCUCCAGGUGAGGGUUUUCUUAAGAAUACGGAAGUAAUGGUUAGUUUGCAUUGGUUUGUACUUAAGUGGCAUUAGGUUUUGCCAAAUUGAUGUUUGGUGCCAUUUGCCUUCAGGAUGUCCCCAAAAGUUGAGUCAUUGCUUUGAGAAAUUGGUGCCUGCAGAUGGAGGAGAAAUGGUUCUGUUACUGACACAGGGGAGGGACUCAGGUAUAGCUGGAUCCAGAGCCUCAGUGUGGGAAAGUACCUGUAGCUUUCCCAGUGUAGUUGGGUCCUUGGCUCCUUGUCUUGCCCAGUGUUUCUCAAGCAGCAGGAUGAGGUCAGCUGUGAUGUGGCAAAUCCCUUAUCUCUCAGUUGUGUAAAGAAAAUGUGAGGGUUUAGGCGGUGGUGCGAGAAUAACAGUGGAAAAACCCUAAACUCUUCUACCCUCCAGCAAAUCAUCCUGUAUAACUUUUAGAGACUCAAAGGCCAGAUCUUCCCUUUUAAAGAGAAUCGGAAAGAGGAUGACAGUUGGACCGAGGACAGAGGGGCCAUAUUUAAAUACAACAAAGCCCUUAUAAAUGGGAAUAUAUUUCGGGGACCCCCACCCCCACGUUUCCACCUCACGCCUGUUGGGCCUGCUUUGUGGGUGAUUGUUGCUCUCUGUGGUCUGCUUGUCGCUCUCCAUGGUCUGCACCACCUUUAAAUUCCUGCAAUCUAUGCUACAACUGCUGAGUCCAGUGUUCAUCCUCUCCCGGGAAGAGGAGAGGUGGGCAGAAGAAAUAAUCCAGAGCCUGGGCUCGCUGGGCUGGGGGUGUGGGGAUCUAGGUAGAAAGUGUGGUGUUCUCUAAAGCUGUGGAUGGUCUCAGUGAAAUGUCUGUGUCUGACAAUCGUCUUCCUUUGUACAUACACUGUCUGUGUUUAGCUUUUCCUAGUAUCGUGAAGUUUCAAAUAGGGGUUCCAUGUAAAUACUCUUUCUGCUACUGACAUGCCAGCCCCCUGGAUCAUGCAUCAACCCCACACGGUUUUGCCUUUCUCUAUGCUAACACUUUUGAGCCACUGACGUGCAGAUUGAUGAUUAGUUUCUUGGGCUUUUAUUUUGCAAUUUUAUAUAUAUAUAUACACAUAUAUAAUAUAUAUAUAUUUAUGAGUUGGUUUUGUAUAGUUUUCUGUUUGAAUCUCUGAGCACCAAAGCUGCCCUUUGAUUUUCGAGAGAACUUUCCAAAGCCACUUCCUGGGCCCUCCCGCUGCUUUGGUGUUUGUGGUGCCGGGCGGUACCUCUGCCCGUGGAUUUCUGUAUGUACGUGCUGUGAUCUCACCUGCAGAUAUUACCCUAGUAAAUCUACCGUGCUUGGCC
This is a messenger RNA of Equus caballus (horse), 9070 nucleotides long. It is a transcript of the gene ADD2, whose product is annotated as adducin 2. Gene Ontology annotation, cellular component: cytoskeleton; plasma membrane; postsynaptic density. Gene Ontology annotation, molecular function: actin filament binding. Lineage: Eukaryota; Metazoa; Chordata; Mammalia; Perissodactyla; Equidae. The record is from RefSeq and is a predicted model, not a curated record. Gene Ontology annotation, biological process: barbed-end actin filament capping.